CACAAGGACCUGCGCUGCAGGAUGGCGCCCAACUUCACGCCGCGCACUCUUUCAACCUACGCCGCCGUCCAGCAGCGCAUCAUCCUCGCCCACAUCCGGAGGUUGCUAGACCGGAACCGGAGCUCAGCCGCGACGCCGACGCCCAUACCCAUACAGGUAACCUGCCGCAACAUAAACCUUGAGACCUCACAGACGGUCUUCGUAGGGCCGUACCUCACCGAGGAGGCGAGGCAGAGAUUCGACAAGGACUACGCUCUCUUCAACGCGGGUCUCCUGGCAAUGCCCGUGGACCUGCCCGGGUUCGCCUUCAGACGGGCGAAGCUGGCCGUGGCGCGCCUGGUGCGCACGCUCGGGGAGUGCGUACGGCAGAGCAAGGCACGGAUGCGCGCCGGCGGCGAGCCGGAGUGCCUCGCUGACUACUGGAUGCAGGCACUGGUGAAAGAGAUGGACGCGGACGCGACGCCUCCCAUGCACACCGAUGACGUCGAGCUUGGGGGCUUUCUGUUCGACUUCCUCUUCGCCGCCCAGGACGCGUCCACCUCUUCGCUCUGCUGGGCUGUCUCCGCCCUCGCGUCCCACCCAGACGUCCUCGCCCGCGUGCGCGCCGAGGUGUCCGCGAUCUGGUCGCCGGAGUCUGGGGAGCCCAUCACCGGCGAGAUGAUCCAGCAAAUGAAGUACACCCAUGCGGUCGCGCGCGAGGUGGUCCGGUACCGUCCUCCGGCGGCGCUGGUGCCGCACAUUGCCGCGGAGCCGUUCCAGCUGACGGAGUGGUACACGGUGCCAAAGGGCGCCAUCGUCUUCCCGUCGGUGUACGAGUCGUCGUUCCAGGGGUUCACCGCGGCGGACGAGUUCGACCCGGAUCGCUUCUUCUCGGAGGAGCGCAGGGAGGACGUGGUGUGCAAGCGCAACUUCCUGGCCUUCGGCGCUGGCGCGCACCAGUGCAUGGGCCAGCGCUACGCCCUCAACCACCUCGCGCUUUUCAUGGCACUCUUCGUCUCCGUCGUCGACUUCAAGCGGGACCGGACGGAGGGGUGCGACGAGCUGGUGUACGCGCCGGCCAUCAUGCCUAGGGAUGGCUGCGCCGUCUACCUCCAGCAGCGUUGCUCUUCCUUCUGA
Molecule: messenger RNA, 1116 nt
Organism: Triticum urartu
Lineage: Eukaryota; Viridiplantae; Streptophyta; Magnoliopsida; Poales; Poaceae
Product: cytochrome P450 710A1-like
Biological process (GO): sterol metabolic process
Molecular function (GO): monooxygenase activity; iron ion binding; heme binding
Source: RefSeq, a predicted model, not a curated record